Venustampulla echinocandica is the source of this 2088-nucleotide messenger RNA. RefSeq lists its product as uncharacterized. Gene Ontology annotation, molecular function: aspartic-type endopeptidase activity. Gene Ontology annotation, biological process: proteolysis. Lineage: Eukaryota; Fungi; Ascomycota; Leotiomycetes; Helotiales; Pleuroascaceae. The transcript is spliced from 4 exons. The coding region runs from base 1 to 2088 and encodes 695 amino acids. The record is from RefSeq and is a predicted model, not a curated record. Gene Ontology annotation, cellular component: fungal-type vacuole.
AUGAUCUCCUGGGGCCCGUUGCCGGUGUUCAUGGUAUUACGCCUUGUAGGCCUUGCCAGUGGGUUACUAGCAGCUACCAGCAGCCCUUCAUCGUCCCUCGCAGUCCGGGCAGUGGGACCUCCGCCUCUAGUGAUCCCUCCUAGCCAGCUUUGGGAAGGGAAUGACGGUGCUUGGUCGACUUUCUGGCUCAGUGUUGGAACACCGCCUCAAAAUGUUAGAGUGCUCGCCUCGACGGCCAGCAAUCAACCUUGGGUGAUAUUGUCCGAAGGCUGUUUUUCCAACGAUCCCUCGGAUUGUGACCACAGCCGUGGGGGCAUCUUUCAAACAAACGCCUCGCGUUCGUGGUAUGUCCCAUCAUGGAUCAAGAACAAAACAUCAGCUGUUUUUACCGUGGCCAUUGAAUCGAAUCUUGGGCUCACGGGAAAUGCCCAAUAUGGCUACGAUAAUGUCUCACUGGGUGCCAACAGUGGAACUCCCUCCUUGAGUAAUCAGGUUGUAGGAGGCAUUGCAACGAAGGAGUUUUUUAUGGGAUUGUUCGGUUUAAACCCAGCGGCUACAAGCUUCUCCACCAAUAACGAACCGGUUCCAAGUUACAUGUCCUCUCUGAAGACUCAGAAUAUCAUCCCAUCGCUUUCUUAUGGAUACACUGCUGGGAACAAAAACCGCAAUGAUAAAAAUUUUGGGAGUCUCACGCUAGGGGGUUACGAUGCUUCGCUAUUUGAGCCCAAUCCACUUACUGUUGUAUUCAACUCUCAUGCCGCCUCAGAUCUUACGAUAAAUGUCAACCACAUCGCAACAUCAUCUAAAGACGGGACUCGGGCAUUGAGCAUAUCUCCUUUCUCAGCCUUGAUUGAUUCGACUAUCUCACAUAUGUACCUUCCAGUUGAGGUCUGCAAGCAAUUUGAGGAUGCCUUCGGGAUCGUUUACGAUGAAGCUAGUGGGCUCUAUCUCGUCAACGACACUUUACACACCCAGCUUUUAUCUCAGUCACCCACCGUGACUUUUACCUUAACUAACUCGACGUCAAAGGUGAUGGUGGAUAUUGCCCUUCCAUACUCAGCCUUCGAUCUGUCCGUCCAUUGGCCUGUAGCUCAAAACACCACGCGGUACUUUCCCCUGAAACGAGCUGCGAAUAAUACCCAAACCACACUUGGCCGCACUUUUCUCCAAGAAGCAUAUCUUAUUGCAGACUACGAACGCUCAACCUUCUCCAUACACCAACGGAAAUGGGAUGACAACGCCCAACCGAAUAUACAAGCCAUCAUGCCACAAUCUGCCGAUUCCGGCAUAGUCCCAGAUAAAAAGAACCCUGUAAACAUUGCGGCGGUCGUGGCUGGUUCUAUAGGUGGGUUUGUGUUGAUCACAAUUAUUGUUGGCGCUGUGUUUAUGCUCCGUCGGAGAAGUCAACAACGGAAAGCCAGCCAGGCUAGUACGGGUACUUCUAGCUCAAUGCCACCCGGGAAGACUCUUUUGCCCUCGGUGGCAUAUUCGACAUCCCCAUCGGCGGCAUAUCCGGUGUCUCCCUCACUGGCAUCGCGAGCCACUGCGCCUGGCCGGCCUCGCUCCGUGUCAUUCUACGGGGAGGACCACCUUGCUACAGACGCGAUACUGAGGAGUUCCGGGCCAAAUGCCGGGCCAGUUCAUUCUGGAAGUGUAGCAUCCAGCUCAGUGCGUUACCCGAACAGCGACUACGACGCGCAAACAACACGCACGAGGAGUCCAGAGCUCGAAGGUUACCCAGGCCCAUAUCGCAGCAUGGCAUCCAGCCCAGUGUAUUAUCCCAGUGAUUACGAUGCACAAGUCAUGCGUACCAGGAGCCCGGAGCUCGAAGGUUCACCAACGCAGCACCAUGCCAAUAUCGGAGCUAGCUCGACCCGGAACUUGAGCGUACGCGAUAUACAAAGGAAUAAUACAAGGAGCCCAGAGUUAGAGGGUUCCCCAGUUACUCCAAUUGCGGCAACCAAUCAAUUACCGGCGCAGGGUAGAAUUCCUGGGUCAGAGGAACUGGAUGUGGUCCAUGAGCUUCCUGCCCGAGAGAAUGUUGACCGAGGGCUUCUAGAUGAUAGCAAGAAGCCAGCAUGGAUAUGA